This is a messenger RNA of Dracunculus medinensis (Guinea worm), 2262 nucleotides long. Lineage: Eukaryota; Metazoa; Nematoda; Chromadorea; Rhabditida; Dracunculidae. The record is from the annotation of a GenBank genome assembly.
AUGCCGGGGGUGCAUCCCACCAGGUAUCGGCAACAAUUUCUCAUGGAAAAUGCAUCAAAUGGUUAUCCAACAAGUUCUCGACAUCCAUCGAUAUCAGGAUCGUAUUAUUAUUCUCGUGGUGGCGCAACAACUGGAAAUAGUUCCAUUUCCUCAAGUAUGCCAUCACCUGCUAUAGCAUCAAAUGCUAGGUUUCCGCCACCUGCUAAAUACAAUGGAAUUGUCGAUAAUUCUAUUCAUCAAGGUCCUCGUCAAGGAGCCGCUAUAAUCGAGCAUGAAACUCCUUCGUACUGGGUGGAGCAUUUAGCUACUUUUGCUGUUGGUCGAGAAUUCGGACUUUUAAACCCAUCAGAUGGAAUUAGAAAAUUGAAACAACUAGAAAAAAACAGCGCUAUAUGGGCACAACCAAUGGUUCUCAGACUCAGGCCUAAUCUAAUAUCUGUUGAAGAUGAAAAUGGAGAUCUUGUCGAGCAAUUUCCAAUGGAUCUUGUCGCUGAUCCUAACGCACAUUUAUCUACCGAUCCACGCGAUGUUUAUAAUAAUUUACUUUUAUUCAUAGUUAAGGAAGAUAAACGACGCGGUCGAAGUAUAACACCAACUGAAAUGCACAUUUUUCAAUGUAACAGAGUAUCAGCAGGUGAAGUAGUGGAGGAUAUAAAAGCUUUCCUUACUGGCCAUUUUCAACAUGUCAUUAAAGGCAGACGAGAUACUGGCUUUUUCAUUGGACCAUCUUAUGUUGCGCCACAAUUUGGUCCUCCACCUCGUGGUUAUCGCGAUGAUGCUUCUGCAAGUUCUGAUAAUAGCGAAUAUUUCGAAAGAGAUGUGAAUACUCUCAAUCGUUGUUUCGAUGAUAUCGAACGUUUUGUGGCUCGUAUACAAUCCGCUGCUAUAGCACAGAAGGAACUUGAAGCACAAGCUUAUCGCUAUCGAACAGCACAAAGGAAAAGAGGAAAUCGCGCACCUCCUCCUGAUGCUCAAAGUGGAAUUCUUCAAAUGCGAGCUCAGUUACCAUCCGAAUUAGAAUUUGUUGAUAUAUUACAGAAAUUCAAGCUAUCUUUUAAUUUAUUAGCAAAGCUCAAGAAUCAUAUCCAUGAACCCAAUGCCCCAGAAUUACUUCAUUUUCUUUUUACGCCGUUGACAAUUAUUCUUGAUUCGUGCCACUGGGGACUUGGAAGAAAUAUUGCACCACAGGUUGUUUCUCCACUUCUUUCACGUGACGCUCGUGAACUUAUGCAAAACUGUUUGACUAGUAAAGAAUCCGAUGUAUGGAUGGCGCUUGGACAAGCAUGGAGAGUACCACCCGAAGACUGGAUAGGACCUCUUCCAGCUCCAUAUCGACCCGUUUUUCUUGAUGGCUUUGCACCAUACGGUGCACCAGAUAGUUACGAUACUAAUUUGCCCUAUCCACAUGCAAGAUUUUUGAAUCAACCUCAGCCAAUCCAUCGUGGAAUAAGUGCACCACCGCCACAAACACAAAGUGGUUAUCAUUCGAGGGCACCUAUCCGUGAUCGAUCUGUUGAUAAUUUAAACAUUGAUUUGGAUAGAAUGACUCUCGAGAAGGAAAGGUUGGAUUUCGAAAGAGAGAAAAUUGCCGAACGAGAGCGUAGAUUGAUUGCUGAUGAACGAAGAAUUCAGCAAGAAAAGCAAAGAUUAGCUGCUGAACGAGAAAUAAUGGCUCAAGAAGCGGAACAACGUUCAAUGGGAAGUAGUUAUGCUCUUAGAAAUGAAGAAACAAGAUCUCAUCAGCAAUCUCCCGUGGUAUCGCGAAGUACCCAACAGUACACGCAUACUAAUGGUGAACAAACAUCAUCAUUUAUCGGACCAAUACCACAACCGGAUCCAAGUCCACGUCAAAAAGCUUUUUUGGAUGAUAUAGUAGCUCGACGAGGUAAACUUGUCCAGGUUACCUAUGAUCGAAUAGCACAAAAUCCAAAAGAACUAACUGUUUCUCGAGGUGAAUAUCUGGAGGUCUUAAAUGAUAACAAAAAUUGGUGGGAAUGCCGAAAUGUUCAUCAUCGUACAGGUUAUGUACCGCACACAAUUCUAUCAGUUAUAAACUUAGAACGUAAUCUAUCACCACAUUCUUUGCCUCCUCAAGAUCCUUCAUUUUCGGAUCGUAUCGGUGCAACAUCAUCAUCGCAACAAAAUCCACCAUCGAAUCAUCCAGGGCCAUCGUUAAGUCCUCGUCCAGGUAUGAUGAGCGACGAUACACCGGAUUAUAUCAAAAAGAGACAAGGCAAGCGUGGAGAGUUCAGAUAUUUCUAG